Molecule: messenger RNA, 1137 nt
Organism: Drosophila subobscura
Lineage: Eukaryota; Metazoa; Arthropoda; Insecta; Diptera; Drosophilidae
Gene: Or43a
Product: odorant receptor 43a
Exons: 6
Coding region: 1-1137 (378 amino acids)
Biological process (GO): detection of chemical stimulus involved in sensory perception of smell; sensory perception of smell
Cellular component (GO): plasma membrane
Molecular function (GO): olfactory receptor activity; odorant binding
Source: RefSeq, a predicted model, not a curated record
AUGGCAGCGACAAUCGAUGACAACGGCUUGGUGGGGAUCAACGUGAGGAUUUGGAGAUAUGUGGCCGUGCUGUAUCCCACUCCGGCCACCAAUUGGCGGAAGUUUGCCUUUGUGCUGCCCGUUUGUGGCAUGAAUGUGAUGCAGUUCUUCUAUCUGCUCCGCAUGUGGGGCGACCUGCCCGCCUUCAUCCUGAAUUUAUUCUUCUUUGCGGCCAUUUUCAAUGCCCUGAUGCGUACGUGGCUGGUCAUAAUCAAGCGUCACGAGUUCGAGGCAUUCCUGGAGCAGCUGCACGGACUUUAUCAGUGGAUUCACGAGUGCUCCGGUGAUGAGUACAGUCGGGCCGUGCUGCUGCAGGCGGAGCGAGAGGCCCAUCGCCUGGCGGUCUGCAAUUUGUGCGCCUCCUUUCUGGACAUUGUUGGGGCGCUGGUCUUUACGCUCUUCAAAGAGGAGCGAGUUCAUCCCUUUGGCGUGGCUCUACCCCUGCUGGACAUGAGCCGUUCGCCCGUCUACGAAGUCGCCUACUUGCUGCAGCUGCCCACGCCCCUGCUGCUCUCCGCCCUCUACAUGCCCUUUGUCAGUGUCUUUGCGGGGUUUGCGCUCUUCGGCCGGGCCAUGCUGCGUAUUCUGGUGCACAAAUUGUCGCUGAUUGGCGGGCAGGGCAAGGACCAUCGCAUGCUGGUAGAUCUGAUAUCCUGCAUACGCUUUUACAUCGCAGUAAUGGGUUAUGUGAAAAACUUCAACGAAUUGGUGAACCUCAUUGUGGCCGUCGAAGCAGUCAUCUUUGGCUCCAUCAUCAGCACGCUGCUUUUCUGUUUGAAUAUUAUAACUUCACCCACGCAAGUGAUCUCAAUCGUCAUGUACAUUCUCACCAUGCUCUAUGUGAUGUACACCUACUACAAUCGUGCCAACGACUUGGUCAUUGAGAACUCGCUGGUGGCGCAGGCCGUCUACAAUGUGCCCUGGUAUGAGGGCGGCAUUUAUUUUCGCAAAACUCUCUUGGUAUUCCUGAUGCAAACGCAAUGUCCAUUGGAGAUAAGAGUUGGCAACGUUUACCCCAUGACUUUGGCCAUGUUUCAGAGUCUGCUGAAUGCAUCCUACUCCUACUUCACCAUGCUGCGUGGCGUUACCAAUAAAUGA